Penicillium macrosclerotiorum is the source of this 2394-nucleotide messenger RNA. Its product is annotated as TFIIH/NER complex ATP-dependent 5'-3' DNA helicase subunit RAD3. The transcript is spliced from 4 exons. Gene Ontology annotation, molecular function: damaged DNA binding; hydrolase activity, acting on acid anhydrides, in phosphorus-containing anhydrides; ATP binding. Gene Ontology annotation, biological process: nucleotide-excision repair; positive regulation of mitotic recombination; transcription by RNA polymerase II. The coding region runs from base 1 to 2394 and encodes 797 amino acids. The record is from RefSeq and is a predicted model, not a curated record. Lineage: Eukaryota; Fungi; Ascomycota; Eurotiomycetes; Eurotiales; Aspergillaceae. Gene Ontology annotation, cellular component: nucleus.
AUGAAGUUCCUCAUUGAUGAUCUUCCGGUGCUGUUCCCGUAUCCUCGCAUCUAUCCCGAACAAUAUGCCUACAUGUGCGAUCUCAAGAAGACCCUCGAUGCCGGGGGUCACUGUGUGCUCGAAAUGCCUUCAGGAACUGGCAAGACAGUCUCCCUGCUCUCAUUAAUUGUCGCAUAUCAGCAGCAUUAUCCAGAACACCGAAAGCUCAUCUACUGCUCGCGAACCAUGUCAGAGAUCGAGAAGGCGUUGGCAGAAUUGAAGGCGCUCAUGAAAUAUCGCUCUCAGGAGCUUGGGUUUGAAGAAGAUUUUCGCGCUUUGGGUCUGACCAGUCGAAAGAACCUCUGUCUACAUCCUUCAGUGAAGCGCGAGAAAAGUGGUACCGUUGUGGACGCGAGAUGCCGGAGCUUGACGGCAGGCUUUGUCAAGGAGAAGAAGGAGCGCGGUGAGGAUGUGGAGCUGUGCAUCUAUCACGAGAAUCUUGACCUCCUCGAGCCACACAACCUUGUUCCUCCCGGUGUUUUCACACUCGACGGGCUGAUCAGAUACGGAGAGCAGAACAAACAAUGUCCCUACUUUUCUGCUCGACGCAUGAUGCCCUGGUGCAAUGUCAUCAUAUACUCCUAUCACUAUCUUCUAGAUCCGAAAAUCGCCGAACGAGUAUCUCGCGAGCUUUCUAAAGACUGUAUUGUCGUUUUCGAUGAGGCUCACAACAUUGACAAUGUCUGUAUCGAGUCGCUCAGUAUCGAUUUGAGCGAGGACUCCCUCCGCAAAGCCACUCGAGGCGCUAGCAAUUUAGAACGCAAAAUCGAAGAAAUGAAGAGUACGGAUGCCGAAAAACUUCAAAAUGAAUACUCGAAGCUAGUUGAGGGGCUUCAACAGGCAGAACAGGCGCGGGAAGAGGAUCAGUUCAUUUCAAACCCGGUGUUGCCAGAUGACUUGCUCAAGGAGGCUGUACCUGGCAAUAUUCGCCGAGCUGAGCAUUUCAUCUCCUUUUUGAAGAGAUUUAUUGAGUAUCUGAAAACGAGGAUGAAAGUAACGCAUACAAUAUCGGAAACGCCACCUUCAUUUCUAACCCACCUGAAAGACCUCACUUACAUUGAACGAAAACCUCUGAGAUUCUGUGCGGAGCGCCUGACAUCACUUGUGCGAACCCUGGAGCUGGUCAAUAUCGAGGACUACCAGCCGCUCCAAGAAGUUGCUACCUUCGCCACUCUUGUUGCAACUUAUGAUAAAGGAUUCGUUCUCAUUCUCGAACCCUUUGAAUCCGAAGCAGCCACAGUACCCAAUCCAAUUCUACAUUUUACGUGCCUGGAUGCCGCUAUUGCAAUCAAGCCCGUCUUUGAUCGAUUCAGCUCUGUCAUCAUUACAUCUGGAACCUUGUCCCCGCUCGAAAUGUACCCUAAAAUGCUCGGCUUCACCACUGUCAUGCAAGAAUCGUAUAGCAUGACGCUUGCCCGACGAUCUUUCCUGCCCAUGAUUGUGACCCGGGGCUCGGAUCAGGCGCAGGUUUCCUCGUCAUUUGGAAUUCGUAAUGAUCCUGGUGUGGUGCGAAACUACGGAACCCUUGUUACUGAAUUUGCGCGUAUCACGCCAGACGGAAUCGUCGUUUUCUUCCCCUCCUAUCUGUAUAUGGAAUCUAUCAUCAGCAUGUGGCAAGGCAUGGGCAUUUUGGAUCAGAUCUGGAAUUACAAACUGAUCCUUGUCGAGACUCCCGAUGCACAAGAGUCAUCACUUGCUUUGGAGACCUACCGCACCGCCUGCUGCAAUGGACGUGGCGCCAUCCUGCUUUGUGUCGCUCGAGGAAAGGUGUCGGAAGGUAUUGAUUUUGAUCAUCACUAUGGCCGCGCCGUGCUUUGCAUUGGCGUGCCUUUCCAAUACACCGAAUCCCGUAUCCUGAAGGCACGUCUAGAAUUCCUUCGUGAAAACUACCGCAUUCGAGAAAAUGACUUCCUGUCUUUCGAUGCCAUGCGACACGCAGCCCAGUGCCUGGGUCGUGUUCUUCGUGGAAAAGACGAUUACGGAGUCAUGGUGUUGGCAGAUCGUCGAUUCGAGCGAAAAAGACCUCAGCUUCCGAAGUGGAUCAAUCAGGCAAUGCUGGAUAGCGAAACGAAUCUGAGCACAGAUAUGGCUGUCUCAAAUGCCAAGAACUUCCUGCGAACUAUGGCGCAGCCAUUCAUGGCCAGAGACCAGGAAGGCAUUUCUACAUGGAGUUUGACAGACAUCGAGCGGCACGAAGCGAAGCGCAAGGCGGAAGAGGCUCGUCUGAUGGAGUUAGAGCCCACUAACGGUAAUAACUAUUCUAUGGGUGAUCUCAUUAAGCCGACAUUUCAAGUCGUUGAGGAUGAGUAUGACGACGAGAUCGACGAAGACCUCAUGAUGCUUGACGCCCAGUAA